Messenger RNA from Phytophthora sojae, 537 nucleotides. RefSeq lists its product as hypothetical. Lineage: Eukaryota; Oomycota; Peronosporomycetes; Peronosporales; Peronosporaceae. The transcript is spliced from 2 exons. The record is from RefSeq and is a predicted model, not a curated record. The coding region runs from base 1 to 537 and encodes 178 amino acids.
AUGGCGCAGGGGACGCAGGAGGCGCUGUUUGAAGCGAAGGAACUCGACUCGACGAUGGAGGACAUGGCGCUCUGGGUGCACGCGCGCGUGGUGCCGUUGAAGUGGCAGCGCCAAGUCCUAACGCACUUGAAGCCGAUCUACCAGCAGAUGACGUUUUGUCGAGAUGAACUCGUGAGAGGGUGGGGGCUCCUCCAUCCGCCGUUCUACGAGCCGAAUAUCGACUCGUUUGAGCGUCGACUUCGGUUCUUCGAGCGGUCUGUGCAGCUACUAGCGUCGGCAGUCGAGGAGUGCAAGACCAAACUGCUCGAAGCAGAGGCUCUCGCAGCGUGUAGAUAUAUCCAACUGUGGGUGAGACGGCUGCUGGCAAAGCGAGGCUUCUACACGAAGGUGAUCAAGCUCACGUAUCAUCAUCGAGGCUUAAUCUCCGGCAUGUUCGACUCGAUUGUAGGCAACUCCAAGCUGACAGCACGUCGACCAGCUCAGAGCAUCACGCUCGAGUAUCCGCGCUCCGACAAGAACUGGGACAGCUUCAGCUAG